CAGAUGUUUUAGAGCAACAGGUUCAGGAACUUGAAAUAUAGGGGUGGGGAAAGAGAAGGGAAAAAAAAAAAAAUCAAAACCAAAAAGGAAGGAAAGAAAGAGCCGUCAGCGGAGGAACAACAACCCCAGCGCAGGAGGCAAAGAAGACGGGGACAGCCCUGGUCGUCGCUGCUGCUCCUGCCGCCCCCACCCCUGCUCGGGGAUGUACCUUUCCAUUUGUUGCUUCUUCUUCUGCUGGGCUCCCGCCCUGUCGCUGAAGAACCUGAAUUACUCGGUGCCGGAGGAGCAGGGAGCGGGCACGGUCAUCGGGAACAUCGGGCGCGAUGCGCGGCUGGCGGCAGGCGCGGCGGGAGGCGGGAUGCUGCCCGCGGAGCGUGGCGUUCCCGGUGGCGGCCCCGGGGGCGGCCGCGGCCCCAAGUCCACCUUCCGGGUGCUGGAGAAUUCAGCCCCGCACCUUCUGGACGUGGACGGGGAGAGCGGGCUGCUCUACACCAAGCAGCGCAUUGACCGUGAGGCGCUGUGCCGGCGCAGCGCCAAGUGCCAGCUGUCCCUCGAGGUGUUCGCCAAUGACCAGGAGAUCUGCAUGAUCAAAGUGGAGAUUCAGGACCUGAACGACAAUGCACCAUCAUUCCCCUCUGACCAAGUGGACAUGGACAUCUCUGAAAAUGCUGCACCAGGCACCCGCUUCCCCCUCACCAGCGCCCAUGACCCAGACGCUGGGGACAACGGUCUGCGCACCUACCUGCUCACUCGUGAUGACUACGGCCUCUUCUCCCUCGAUGUGAAGUCCCGUGGUGACGGCACAAAGUUUCCGGAGCUGGUCAUCCAGAAGCCAUUAGACCGUGAGGAGCAGAGUCACCACACCCUGGUGCUGACGGCACUGGAUGGUGGUGACCCACCACGCUCAGGCACGGUGCAGAUCAAUGUGCGCCUCAUUGACUCCAAUGACAACAGCCCCAUCUUUGAGGCAGCCUCCUACGUGGUAGAGCUGCCAGAGAACGCACCGCUAGGCACGGCAGUCAUUGACCUCAAUGCCACUGAUGCCGAUGAGGGUACCAAUGGAGAGGUGCUCUACUCCUUCAGUGGUUACGCACCCGAGCGUGUCCGUGACCUGUUUAGCAUUGACCCACAGAGCGGCCUCAUCCGUGUCAAGGGCAACCUGGACUAUGAGGAGAGUGGCCUCAUUGAGAUUGAUGUCCAAGCUCGGGACUUGGGGCCAAAUCCCAUCCCUGCUCACUGUAAAGUCACUGUCCGCCUCAUCGACCGCAAUGACAAUGCUCCCACAAUUGGCUUUGUCUCUGUUCGCCAGGGAGCUCUGAGUGAAGCUGCCCCACCAGGAACUGUCAUUGCCCUGGUGCGGGUCACUGACCGUGACUCAGGCAAGAACGGGCAGCUCCAGUGUCGGGUGCUGGGUGGUGGUGGCGGGCCCGGUGCUGUUCCUUUCACCCUGGAGGAGAACUAUGACAACUUCUACACUGUGGUCACCGACCGACCCCUGGACCGUGAGACGCAGGACGAGUACAAUGUGACCAUCGUGGCACGUGAUGGGGGCAAUCCCCCACUUAACUCCACCAAGUCAUUUUCUGUCCGGAUCCUUGACGAGAAUGACAACCCACCCCGCUUCAGCAAGAAUCUUUAUGUGUUGCAGGUGCCUGAGAACAACAUCCCUGGAGAGUACCUGGGUUCAGUCUUGGCCCAGGAUCCUGACUUGGGCCAAAAUGGGACAGUGUCUUACUCCAUUCUGCCUGGGCAUGUGGGAGAUGUCUCCAUCUACACCUAUGUCUCUGUCAACCCCACAAAUGGUGCUAUUUAUGCUUUGAGGAGCUUCAAUUAUGAGCAGACAAAGCACUUUGAGUUCCGCGUGCUGGCCAAAGAUUCGGGUUCACCCCACCGUGAAAGCAAUGCCACAGUGCGCGUCACCGUGCUCGACGUCAACGAUAACGCACCCCUCAUCGUCCUGCCUGCCCUCAUCAAUGACACUGCUGAGCUGCAGGUGCCACGCAAUGCUGGGGUGGGCUACCCCGUGGGCACCGUCCGCGCCCUGGACAGUGACUUUGGGGAGAGUGGGCGCCUCACGUAUGAGAUUGUGGAAGGUAAUGAGGAGCACCUCUUUGAGAUGGACCCCACCAGUGGUGAGAUACGCACCUUGCACCCCUACUGGGAAGAGCUCAGCCCUGUGGCUGAACUAGUGGUAAAAGUCAGUGACCAUGGCAAGCCCAGCCUCUCCGCUGUGGCCAAGCUCAUAGUCAGGGCUUUGGCGGGGCCCCUGCCCGAGGCUGGCGAGCCACAGGUGAAUGGCGAGCAGCAUCGGCGGCCACACUGGGACUUGUCGCUGCCGCUGAUUGUGACACUGAGCACUGUCUCCAUCAUCUUGCUGGCUGCCAUGAUCACUAUUGCUGUGAAGUGCAAGCGAGAGAACAAGGAGAUCCGCACCUAUAAUUGUCGCAUUGCCGAGUAUAGCCACCCUCAGCUGGGAGGAGGGGGAGGCAGUGGCGGGGGAGGAGGAGGCAGUGGCAGUGGAGGGGGCAAGGGCAAGAAGAAGAAGAUCAGCAAGAAUGACAUUAUGCUGGUGCCCAGUGAGGGCGAGGACAGCCGGGGUCCCCUCAAUGUCAUGAACGUGGUGAGCAGCCCAUCCCUGGCCACCUCACCCAUGUACUUUGACUACCAGACCCGCCUGCCCCUCAGCUCUCCCAGGUCUGAGGUGAUGUACCUGAAGCCCGCCUCCAACAACCUGACUGUACCCCAGGGACAUGUGGGCUGCCACACCAGCUUCACAGGGCAAGGGACUAACGCCAGCGAGGCUCCCCCGAGCCGGAUGUCCAUAAUUCAGACAGACAAUUUUCCCGCAGAGCCCAAUUACAUGGGCAGCAGGCAGCAGUUUGUUCAAAGUAGCUCCACGUUCAAGGAUCCAGAAAGAGCCAGCUUGAGGGACAGCGGGCAUGGGGACAGUGAUCAGGCUGACAGUGACCAAGACACUAACAAAGGCUCCUGCUGUGACAUGUCUGUUAGGGAGGCACUCAAGAUGAAAACUACUUCAACUAAAAGCCAGCCACUUGAACAAGAACAAGAAGAAUGUGUUAACUGCACAGAUGAAUGCAGAGUGCUUGGUCAUUCUGACAGGUGUUGGAUGCCACAGUUCCCUGCAGCCAGUCAGGCUGAGAAUGCAGAUUAUCGCACAAAUCUCUUUGUACCCACAGUUGAAGCUAACGUUGAGACUGAGACAUACGAAACUGUGAAUCCCACUGGGAAAAAGACUUUUUGUACAUUUGGGAAAGACAAGAGAGAGCACACUAUUCUCAUUGCCAAUGUUAAACCUUACUUAAAAGCCAAACGUGCCCUGAGUCCUCUCCUUCAGGAGGUUCCCUCAGCAUCGAGCAGCCCAACCAAGACAUGCAUUGAGCCUUGCACCUCAACAAAAGGACCACUGGAUGGUUGUGAAGUGAAAUCAGGAGCCUUGGCUGAACCAAGCAGCCAGUACUUGUCAACUGACAGUCAGUAUCUAUCGCCCAGUAAACAGUCAAAGGACGCUUCCUUCAUUGCAUCAGAUCAGAUGGCUAGGGCCUUUGCAGACGUGCACUCCCGAGUGAGCCGAGACUCCAGUGAGAUGGACUCUGUUCUGGAGCAGUUAGACCGUUCAGCCCGGGAUCUAGGCAGGGAGUCGGUGGAUGCCGAGGAAGUUGUGAGAGAAAUAGACAAGCUCUUGCAGGACUGUCGGGGAAGUGACCCUGUGGCCAUCAGAAAGUGAGGGGGAAAAUAAGGACAGGCUGGCAGUUGCAUUCCUCUUCUGCUGAUUGAAAGUAAAUAAAUAAGUAAAUUCCCUGGUUGUUACAGAAUUACAGGAAUGAAGGAAGACCAAUGCUGCUUUAAGGCUUUUAGUGAACAUCUGAAGUGCCCACAAGUAUGUUCUUUUCACUGCUCUUUCUUUUUGACAGAUAACACUGGUUUCAUUUUGACCAAACUUUCAUUAGGACAGAGUCAAGUACACCAAGAACAAAAUGAAAGAAGGAAAGACAGUGCCAUUUUGACAAUCUCAUAGGAAGGUGUGAGAAAGAUGGAAUGGAAAUACGUCUGAUUCUUUAAGACUGUCCUCAAUAGCUGAUGCUGACUUUACUGUUUACGUAUAAACCCCAAGAAAAACAGGGUUGAAUAAUGCUGAUCUGUGGUGAAUUUCCAGCAGCCACCACAGGCUUCUACUGAAAGUCCUAUAAAGAGUUCUUGUAGUAGUCCAAGUGACACCAAACAUUAACAUUCAUUUGUGGUAAACAUUUAUGUACAAAGUUAUCUGCCACAA
Molecule: messenger RNA, 4291 nt
Organism: Pyrgilauda ruficollis (rufous-necked snowfinch)
Lineage: Eukaryota; Metazoa; Chordata; Aves; Passeriformes; Passeridae
Gene: PCDH17
Product: protocadherin 17
Exons: 4
Coding region: 203-3745 (1180 amino acids)
Biological process (GO): homophilic cell-cell adhesion
Cellular component (GO): plasma membrane
Molecular function (GO): calcium ion binding
Source: RefSeq, a predicted model, not a curated record